CAGUCAUAUUCGAAACAGAAUCUAGUGAAACAACAUUUGGCUAUCUUUCAAAAUUUUCCUGGAAAAUUCCAAAUUCGAAGGAAUGCGCAAUUUAAGCGGUUCCCUCAAGGCAUCAGGGCGUAAUUGUGCAACUACUUCAGCAGCUGUUAGAAUGGAGGUCAGCUCGUGCUCUAUGCCGUCGACAGCGCAUCGCCCAAGGCGUAAGAAGCAUUCCCGAAUAGCGCGUGUCUCGGCUGGAGCAUUGGCCCCUGCCAUCAAUUUGCCUUUACCAGUGAGACCAGGAGGCACACUUUCGGCUAAGGCAGACGGAGGAUUCCGCAAAGGAGACAACGGUAUCGCCUCUAGCUCUGGUGUCAAGUCAGCUCGUAUUCCGCCGUCUCCGAACUUAGCAGAGAGUCAAGUUAAAAAGAGUUCACUGUCACGUAAAAGCGCCGGUGCAACUGUGACUUCGAACUCAAAGGGUGGCAGAGCCGAGGCUAGCGGUUCCCGUAAGGUUAAGUUCUCGGCUAACGUGCACACGUUUCCGUCCAACACCAGUAACAAAAAGGCGCGCAUCGGCGAGCUACAGCUUAAAAAGCGAAUCAAGAAGCUUAAGCGUAACCAUCCGAGAUCGGCGGUCGGCGACAAGAGUGUCGCCAACAAGAUUGAUUUGUCCAUAACACAGCAGCCCAACACUGUCCUUGGCAAGGACGUUCAGCAUUACGGCACAAUCAUAGACGUGGAACCCGUUGCAUUGGCACGCGGGCGCAAGUCAACUUGCGAAGCUCCUAAAGCGCCAGUAGCUGGCACGUUCCGCAAGCCUAAGCAGCUGCUCAACAAGAAGGUUAAGAAACCGCGCAUCAAGGCUGGAGCAAGCAAUCGUCAACCGAUAGUAGUAAACAGUAGACCGGCUCCUCGUUUGGCCUACUCUGUACAGCCUGACGUAAAACGCGAUACGUUCCUCCCUGUAAGCAGAGGCAAAAAUAAGCCAGUGCCCGGGCGCGUACUCUAGCUGCGCACUAUACGCCAUGGAACAGUCUAACGGCGAUAAAUCCGAGAAGCCGAGGCAGAUGUCUGAGCAGAAGCUAGAGCAUAAGUCUGAGCCGCAGACAGAGCAACAGCCGCAGCAGCAGCCACAACAGUCGCAGCAGCAGCACAGCAAGCGCCGCAUAAGCGACUCGAGUCUCAUCGACGAAUGUCCAAUUAGUAGCGAUCUGGUCCAGCAUAGAAAACUUUUGGAGGCAGCAGACUCCUCAGCUGAUGCAGUUGCUAAGAAGCGGGUAAACACGCAGAACCAACCACACACAAUGCUAACGCUUAGUGAGGAAUUUUCUUGUUUUAUGGGAUGGGGUCAGAAUCAACUUCACUUUGCAAAAUAAAACGUAAAAAUAAUAA
This is a messenger RNA of Drosophila montana, 1374 nucleotides long. RefSeq lists its product as uncharacterized. The record is from RefSeq and is a predicted model, not a curated record. The transcript is spliced from 2 exons. Lineage: Eukaryota; Metazoa; Arthropoda; Insecta; Diptera; Drosophilidae. Bases 83 to 991 code for a protein of 302 amino acids.